AUGCACCUCCUGGUGUAUCUUGGAUUAGUCCUUGCCCUUUGUGGCAUCUCCUCUGCUGCUCCAGCUGCCGCAGCUGCCCUUCUUCAAGAUGGGCACCCUAGCAAGCUUUGCAGCAUCAUCGCGGUCUACGUGACAGUUAAAACCUUUGGCGUUGCCCACCACUUGGACGAGACUCAGCAUAUUGAAGCCGUUUCUGAUGGACUGACUACCACAGUCACAAGAACUCAUACUGGAUUCAAAACUGUCACUGUUACUAUCGACAUUUCCGGGGUUCCGAGCUCUGAUAUUGAUAUCUGGGAGUUCACGUCUGUCCGUUUCCUACACGAUGGUCCUUCCCCAACUGAGAAGGAAGAGCAUAAUCUCCCAGGAGGCCCUACAAUCCCCGAGACGGUUAACACUACAUCUCAAAACCUCGCAGUCCCUACUGGAUCGGAUGGGUCCAAGGCCCCAUUGAUGGUCAACACCGCAUCCCAAUAUCUCACAGCACCUACUGUAACGGCAGCGACAAAGGACCCAAUGACGGUUAACACCACCUCUCAAUAUCUCACGGCCCCCACUGGAACGGGAGUGACCACGGCCGAGGUGGUGGUUAAUUCCACCGAAGCACAAUCUAGUUCUGGCGGCGAUGAUGUCGUAGUUGAAACUGUUACAGUAUACCCUGUGAAGUCUAUUGAGCCAGAAAUUAGUUCAGACGAUUCCCUUUACCACACUGUUGCUCCAAUCUCUCACGAUCCAGUGUCGGCGAGUCUUUUCUCAGAUGGCACCGAAACUACCCCCACUCAAACAGUUGGUAUUUUAACUAAUGUUACGAUUCGCGCACAAUCUCCGCCACAACUCACCACCCUGGCAGCUAUGAAAGGUUUUGCCAAUGACGAGAGUAAACCGCUCGAACGCAAGGACGCACUUGGCGCAAUUCUCUUUGUACCUCUUAUUGAUGAUGUUACAAAAAUCACCGUAGGCCUUCCAUUUAUCACCACAGUCACUGUUCCUGUGGAUUUUUCAAAAUCCACCGUAUACACUUCCGGACGAUCUUUCUCAAUUUACAUUCCUGGACCGGGAGAAGCUCGGUUGAAAAAACCUACAACUGCCCCGGCUGACUCUACCACGUAUAUGGCCUGGCCUGCUGGUACUCAUGCGCCUCUGGUGCCUCUUGACGAAGCUGCAACAGUCACCUUAAAGCUUCCAUUUAUCACCACAGUCACCUUUCCCGCGGAUCUUUCAAAGGCCACCAUGUACACAUCUGGACAUUUUUUCUCAACUUACAUUCCUGAACCGAGAGAAGCUCGGAUGAGAAAACCUAUACCUGUCCCGGCUGACUCUACCACUGCCACAUCCACUUGUCCUCUUGUUGCCGUUGUUCCAUCAUGCGGCGAGCAAGGUAUCUUCAGGCUUACUUUUGAUGACAUCCCCCACCCCGCCGGUGCAGCAAACUCCAACGAUGUCCAAACCCAACCCAUUCCCAGCCCCUACCACCACUUCUACUUCUCUCAAGGCUUCGUCGUCGCCCCUCCCCCCAAAGACCCCUACACUCCCGCAUCCGCGCCGCUGCUCCUCGAAUUCGUCACACAGAGCAACACCAACGUCACACGCACCCACAACUCCCCCCCGAUCGACGAGUACGGCGCCACCGGUGAGAUCAAACUAUAA
This is a messenger RNA of Pseudogymnoascus destructans, 1647 nucleotides long. RefSeq lists its product as uncharacterized. The transcript has 5 exons. The record is from RefSeq and is a predicted model, not a curated record. Lineage: Eukaryota; Fungi; Ascomycota; Leotiomycetes; Thelebolales; Thelebolaceae. The coding region runs from base 1 to 1647 and encodes 548 amino acids.